AUGCCAGGGGCACGAGACGCAGGAAGCGGAGGAGGACUGUUCUCGCCAGGCGUUCUCCAACAGCUGGACAAGGAAAAUGUCGUCAACACGCCAGCUCGAACGCCGGACAGGAGACGCAAGCUUGGCUCGGCAAUACGAGGUACCUCAUCAGCAGCAGCAGCAGGUGUUGGCUUCAAAGUCUUCCAGCAACAAGGGGAAGCGAGCACUCGCACGUCGGUGGCCGGGCAGGAAGCUUCGCAACUCGCCACCGACCUCUCGCGUGCAGAGUCGGAAUUGGCCAGGUUGAAGGAAGAGGCCCGUCAAGCCCGACGAGCACUGGACGAGCGGAACGAGAUGGUUGAGCAACUCAAGGCCAGCAAGGCCAACACCAAGCAGCGAUAUACAGCGCUGCUCCAGAGCCAUGAGGAGGCCAACAAGGAGCUAGAGCUGCUACGCACCCAGAAGCUCGACAGCAGCGGCGAUAGCGGCAGCGGCAUCGUGGAGCAGCUCAGAGCCACGGUCGAGAACCUCGAGACCAACAACGAGCUCCUGCGAGAGGAGCGGGGCUCGCUCCAGACGCGCCUGGCCAAGCGCGACGCGGCCGUCUCCGCCAUGAAGGCCGACCUCGCAGCCGCCACGCAACGGGACGACGCGCUGCGCCAGAAGGCCGACCGCUUGCGGGAAGAGCUCGACGCAGCAGCAGCAGCGUCGAAGGCUGGAGCGCAGGCCCAGUGGGACCUCGACAAAGAAGCCCUCGAGGCCCGCAUCGGCGAGCUCGAGACGCAAGCGGCUUCCUCGGGGAGACGGUGCGUGGAGCUGGUGGCGGAGCGCGAUCUGCUGGCGGAGGAGUCGGCGCGGCGGGAGAAGGAGCACGCGUCUACGGUGGCUUCCCUCCGGAGCGAGAUGCAGGGGUUGCAUAGGAGGACGACGGCAGACCUGGGGGACUGGAGGCAGCGGUACCGGCAGGAGGUGGGCGCGAAGAGGGCGCUGGAGGGUCAGCUCGAGCGGCUCGUCGCCGCCAGCGAGAGCGUCACCCGCGUCAUCGAGAAGCACGCCGUCCUCGAGGCCUCCCUGCAGGAGGCGUACGGGCUGCUGUCCCAGGCGGUGCUCGCGGAAGAAAGGGGAGGAGGGGGGCAGGAAGAGGAGGCGGCGAGGGUGGUUGAAGGGGUGCUCGAGCACCUGCUGGGACGUGUAUUUCAAGCUACCGCAACGAGCGGUGAUGAGGAGGAAGAAGGGGAGGACGAAGAGGGGAGAAAGGAGCGGGAGGCUGAUCGACGGCUGAGCAAGGAGGCCUCGGACAACCUGGGAGAGGAGCUAGAGAAGCUCACGGCCGACAUGGAAGCCCUUCGGAGUUUCGGUUUGGACGAGGCUCACACGUUUCUGGAGCAGGCCAAAUCGCUUGAGACCGAGCUCGAGGCUGUUCGCGAGAAGCACGCGGCGUCGGUGUCCGACCUGGAAGCCGCCCGCGCACACUCGGAGCGGGAGGUGGAGCGCCUGGCCGGCAUGCUUGAGAGGGGACAGGGGGAGCGCGAGGAGCUCAAGCUGCGCCUGGAGACCGCCGCCAACGAGCUCGUCAUCAACGUGGAGCUGUCGGAGCAGGCGAUCGCCGCCAGCGUGACCGCCGGGGAGCAGGAGGUUAAGGAGGCUGAGGCGAGGAGGGCGGCGGAGGAAGAGCGGCGGAUGCAAGAGCUGGAAGCCGACAACAAGAAGCGGAGAGAGGAGCUAGAGGCGGAGCGGCGGGCCUACGCUCAGAAGGCAGAGGCCAUGGAGGGUGAGAACCGGGCGCUGCACGAGAAGCUCGAGGGCUUGGCUACGCAGGCGUCGGCGCUCAAGGCUAAGGCGGCGGCAAGGGAGGCGACUUCUCCACCGUCGGUUUCAGUUACAGAUUGGGAGGCAAAGCAGCAAGAGCUGGAGGAGAUGGAAGCACGGCUGUCUACAGUGGUAUCGAAGAACCAAGAACUGGAGAGGAAGGUCGAAACCGUCAAAGCCGAGGGACAAGAAGCGAGCCUUGGAAGCGAAGAACGACAGGCACAGGUUGCAGCGCUAGAGGCAGAGGUGUCGCGGCUGAGGGAGAGCGUGGCGUCGGAGAGAGAGAGCGUGCUGAGAGCCAGGGAGGCCGAGUGGCUCAUGAAGAAGUAUGCCCUUCGCAACAGCACGCUCUGCGAGAAGAAGGUGAAGGACUUGCAGAGACGGCUGGCGAAGGCAACUGGUAAGGCUGCCACCGGGGACACGUGACAUCAUUUUCUUGUCUCUUGUUCGUGCAUCGUACAGUAUACUUCGAAGUUUAUAUUUUUCGUGCACAGCAGAAGGGGGGGGAGGGGCGGUGGUCAUGAAUCAGCCCCGGCAAGGUUUUCCACAAACACUGAGCGUGCUUCUGCGCUCGCCGGCAAUAAAUCGGUUGGUGUUGGUGUCUGGGCCAAACGUUUUUAGGUAUUAGGCAGUGGGAACGCGUACGUUAGGGGGCUAAUUUUGUUCGUCGAAGGCUGACCACCAAGCUUGCGUACAUGCAUGCAUACAUGGAUUGAGUCAGGCCUGUACUGUAUGUGGAACCCUGCCGUUGCUCCUCGGCUUCGUAUCUCGUGGUCUCGUGGUUUUUCGUGCUUGGUUCUCUCGUUGUUGUUGUUCUUGUU
Molecule: messenger RNA, 2609 nt
Organism: Ectocarpus siliculosus
Lineage: Eukaryota; Phaeophyceae; Ectocarpales; Ectocarpaceae
Source: the annotation of a GenBank genome assembly